AUCCCUUUGCCUCCUUCCUUCCCUUACCUUCAAGCCCAUUUAUUCCCCCUUCCCCUUCUAAAUCUCUCCAUCCAUCUAUAAACCGAACCCACCCUUAAAACCCUCUAUCCGUCUACCUCAUUCCCUUUCUCUCCAAUGGAAAAGCUCGCACCUUUCUGUGUCAUUUUGCCUUGGACAGCCUGCUUUGCCCUUCUCCCUCUCUUCCUCAUGUUCUCGUUCUCCUCCGGGGCGUCCGGCGCCACCUCCAUCCAGAACCUCCUCCAGAACCACGGCCUCCCUGGCGGACUCCUUCCCAAUGCUGUGGAGUCCUUCUCCCAUGAUUCCUCCUCUGGCCUCCUGGAUGUCCGCCUCGUCCGCCCCUGCUACGCCCGCUUCGACGAUGGGCUCGCUUACUUCGAAAGCCAGGUGCGGGGCAACCUCAGCUACGGCGCGCUCCGCGGGGUGGUCGGGUGGUCGCAGGAGGAGCUCUUUUUGUGGCUCCCCGUCAAGGGGAUCGUCGUCGCCGACCCGGCCUCGGGCGUCAUCCUCUUCGACAUCGGCGUCGCCCGCAAGCGGCUCGCCGUCUCGGCCUUUGAGGAGCCGCCGGACUGCAUCCCGGCGGAAGACGAAGCGGCGGCCGGAAUAGGGCUCGUUGGCAGAAGAGAAGGAUUCCUGCAUCAGAGACAAUAACUAGGACCAUAUAAUAUUCCUCUUCCUCUGUAUUCAAUAUUCAUCUCUCUCUCUCUCUCCUUUACUGAGACUUAUGCUGUGCAGUACAUGGAAAAUGGUAAAUGUCUUUAAAACGAUUUUAUUGCCUCUCCUUCUUCGUUCAUCUCUCGAACCUGUUUCAUCAAUCGAGUACGUCUUGAGAUGGUUUCGGUGAGGACGGUGAGCUGUGCCAGCUAAGCAAUCUGUAGUGGGAGAAAGCUCUCCAAUAAGACUUCAACAUGUGGCUUGGCUGGUGAUGACAAGGCAUCAGCUGUCAUUCUAUUAGAAUGGUCCAAGUCAUUCAUUAUGGCAUAUUUGUCAUGUUGCGUAACAUGUUUGUCAUUCAUGUGCCCAAUCGUGCUGGUGCAGGUCAUGUGAUGGGACUUCACAUUUGAUGUGUGCAAUAAUGCGCAAUUCAGUGC
This is a messenger RNA of Musa acuminata subsp. malaccensis (wild Malaysian banana), 1109 nucleotides long. RefSeq lists its product as uncharacterized. Lineage: Eukaryota; Viridiplantae; Streptophyta; Magnoliopsida; Zingiberales; Musaceae. The record is from RefSeq and is a predicted model, not a curated record.